AUGGCUAUUGAAGCUCUUAGCAUAAGCUGCCUCCCUUCUUCAAUCCACCGCGGACGACGUUCCUCUGUCCCACUCUUCAAACACCCUCAACGCUCCUCCGCCUCCUCCUUUGCUGCCGUCGCAAUCACUGAGGGAAAUUUGCACAUAAGCUGUAUGAAUUUGAAUACUAAAGAACAGUUAUUGGUCGAUAGGCGUUCGGCAAAUUACAUGCCAAGUGUUUGGGAUUACAACUUUGUGAAGUCACUCAGUACUAAUUACGCAGAGGAGAGACAUAUGGAGCGGGUCCAGAGGAUGAAGGAAGAGGUGAAGUGCACAUUGGAGAAAGAGAAUAAUUUGUUGGCGAAGCUUGAGUUCAUUGAUGCAAUUCAAAGGCUUGGUUUGCAAUACCAUUUCGACAAUGAGAUCAAGAAGGCACUCCAAGUCAUCCAAAAUGAUUUAAAUGAUGCUCGGUUUCUAAUGAUCUUCACUCGACUGCCCUUCGAUUUAGACUUCUCAGACAACAUGGCUAUGAUGUAUCUCAAGGUAACGCUGGUUGAGGAUGUGAAGGGGCUGUUGAGUCUGUACGAAGCUUCUUUUCAUGGAUUGAAAGGCGAAAGUUUGUUGGAUGAAGCAAAGGCUUUCACUUGCAAGCUUUUGAAUCUUCUUAAUCUAGAAGGAGGAAUCAUCUCCUCUUGCAUGGGCAAAAAAAUAAGCCAUGCCUUGGAAUUGCCUAUCCAUUGGAGACCUAGUAGAUUGGAAGCUAGAUGGUUCAUGGACAUCUACGAGGAAGAUCCACACAUGAAUCGGACUUUGCUCGAGAUGGCGAAGUUGGAUUUCAAUGUAUUGCAAUCAACCUACCAGAAGGAAGUGAGUGAACUGGCAAGGGUUCUUUUAACCAAGAUCACUUCCAUGAUAACGCUCAUAGACGAUGUUUAUGACGUGUUUGGCACUUUGGAAGAACUCGAACUCUUGAUCGACAUUGUUGAAAGAUGGGAUAUUACCAACAUCGACAAACUUCCUCCGACAAUAAGGACUUCUUUCCUAGCUCUGUUCAAUACUACCAACAACGUCGGAUUGGAGAUACUGAAAGAACAAGGCCUUAACCCCAUACCUUACAUUCGGAAAAUGUGGGCGAAUGAAUGUAGGGCACACCUUAAAGAGGCCAAGUGGUACCACGAGGGCUAUAACCCAACAUUGGAGGAAUAUCUCCCAACUUCAGAUGAAAUGGUCAGAGGAGAUAAUCCUAACGCAGUCGAGUGCUACGUGAAUGAAAGUGGAGCUUCACAGGAAACUGCGGUGGAACACGUUAAACAUAUUGUUUGGGAAAACUGGAAGACGAUGAACGAACAGGCAUUUGGCGAUUGUCCAUUCCCAGGGAUGGAAGCCUUUAUUGGGGCAUGUUUGAAUCUCCCGCGUGCCUCUCACAGCUUUUACAAGUAUGGAGAUGGCCAUGGCAUUCCGGACCGCGAGACCAAGGAGAACAUCAUGUGGUGGCUUGAGCUAGGCGUCAACAAGAUGGGCUUUUCCAGAGAUAGACUGGUGGAACAUUAUUUAUGGUCCCGCAGUAUGGUUCACGAGCCAGAAUAUGGAUUUUGCAGGGUCAUGAUAACCAAGAUUACUUGCAUAAUAACGCUCAUAGACGAUGUUUAUGCCGUGUUUGGCACUUUGGAAGAACUUAAACUGCUGACAGACUUCGUUGAAAGAUGGGAUAUUACCGACAAUGAAAAACUUCCUCAGACAAUAAGGAUUUCUUUCCUAGCUCUGUUCAAUACUACCAACAACGUCGGAUUGGAGAUACUGAAAGAGCAAGGCUUUAACCCCAUACCUUACAUUCGGAAAAUGGUUGAUUCCUACGAGUAG
This is a messenger RNA of Syzygium oleosum, 1839 nucleotides long. RefSeq names its product terpene synthase 10-like. Bases 1 to 1839 code for a protein of 612 amino acids. The record is from RefSeq and is a predicted model, not a curated record. NCBI's taxonomy places the organism in Eukaryota, Viridiplantae, Streptophyta, Magnoliopsida, Myrtales, Myrtaceae. The transcript is spliced from 10 exons. Gene Ontology annotation, molecular function: terpene synthase activity; magnesium ion binding.